AACAACAUCUGAAGAAUGAGAAUCUAUGAUCCAAACCAAGCUAUUCUUCGAGCCCUCGGAAGCUCCGACAUUGAGCUCAUGCUCGGCCUUCCGAACGACAACAUUGAAAACAUCGCUUCGAGCCUAGCCAAUGCAAACGCUUGGGUUCAAAACAACGUGAAAAACUUCGGUAAUGUCAGGUUCAAGUAUAUUGCAGUUGGAAACGAAGUAAAGCCUUCGUAUCGAUAUGCACAGUUCCUUGUCCCCGCCAUGCGAAACAUUCAAAACGCAGUUUCUGCAGCUGGCCUCCCAAACCAGAUCAAAGUUUCCACUGCCGUUGACAUUGGAGUACUUGGAGAGUCCUCCCCCCCAUCAAGAGGCUCUUUCAAGCCCGAAUACAGGCCACUUCUUGAUCCUAUCAUCACCUUCUUAGUGAACAACCGGUCUCCAUUACUCGUUAACUUAUACCCAUAUUUCAGUCACAUUCGUGACCCCCGAAAUGUUCAUCUAGACUUUGCCCUUUUCACGGCUCCUUCAGAGGUAGUGAGCGACCCUCCUCGCAGUUAUCGUUAUCUUUUCGAUGCCAUUUUAGAUGCUGUUUACUCGGCAUUGGAGAAAGCCGGCGGGGGGUCAUUAGAGAUCGUUGUAUUGGAGUCCGGUUGGCCUUCAGACGGUGGGGCAACCACAUCGCUUGAAAAUGAAAGAACUUACAUAACGAAGUUGGUUCAGCAUGUGAAGGGCGCCAGAGGCACUCCAAAGAGACCUGGAAAGCCGAUAGAAACUUAUUUGUUUGCCAUGUUUGUUGAGAAUCAGAAAGAACCAGCUUAUGAGAAACACUGGGGGCUCUUUCUUCCAAAUAAACAGCCCAAGUUAUUAACCUAG
This is a messenger RNA of Juglans microcarpa x Juglans regia, 861 nucleotides long. RefSeq names its product glucan endo-1,3-beta-glucosidase, basic isoform-like. Gene Ontology annotation, cellular component: plasma membrane; cell wall. Gene Ontology annotation, biological process: carbohydrate metabolic process. The transcript has a single exon. NCBI's taxonomy places the organism in Eukaryota, Viridiplantae, Streptophyta, Magnoliopsida, Fagales, Juglandaceae. The coding region runs from base 16 to 861 and encodes 281 amino acids. Gene Ontology annotation, molecular function: hydrolase activity, hydrolyzing O-glycosyl compounds. The record is from RefSeq and is a predicted model, not a curated record.